Colletotrichum acutatum is the source of this 2617-nucleotide messenger RNA. RefSeq lists its product as uncharacterized. The record is from RefSeq and is a predicted model, not a curated record. The coding region runs from base 188 to 2575 and encodes 795 amino acids. NCBI's taxonomy places the organism in Eukaryota, Fungi, Ascomycota, Sordariomycetes, Glomerellales, Glomerellaceae. The transcript has 4 exons.
CCUUCUCCAGUCGCCAUGCCUCAGAGGCCUAGAUUAUUAGCCCGUUUGACCGUGACAAAGGGCAAUUCUCCGAAUCAUUUCCAGUCCUCCGACACUCAAUACCCACUCCUUGGGCGUAUGAGAUUCCAAUGGCGCCUUUCAAGGAGUGUCAGAAUAUUUCGAUUGUCUGAAGAGUUUUGGAGAACAAAUGGGAUAUAUAUGUCAAGGCUUGUCAUGGCUAGCUUUGGCAUCAGCAGAUAAUACGGUAUCAAGCGAAGAUGAUAAAGGAAAGCGAAAGAUCGUGGAUACCAAAUACUUCCCGGAAGGCCAUGAGUUAUUGUCUUGCAAUGACGAGACUGAGCAGUUCGAACUGAAGCAUUCUCCAAGGCCGGUGGAAGAUUCCCAACCUGCGACCGGCCAUGUCAAUGUCGUUGUGACAAGCGAGCCCUCAGAGUUGCAGAUUCAAUGGGCCGAGCAAUGCCAGACCUCUGUCACUGAGCGUCGUGAUCAGCCCCAGACGACUGAAGCCAGCAGAUCGAAAGAGAAUGUGGGGCGUCAUACACUCGAGGGCAUAACCAGAGUCGUCAUAGAGCCACAGAGCUUUUGGUCUUUGGUUCCCAAAACUGCUUGGGCAAACCCCAACGUCGGAUUCACCAACAAGGAACGAACUGUCUUGGAGGCUUUUCUACUGAGACUCAAAUCCCAUAAUACUGCAUUCUAUGCCAGGUAUGGACGCCAGUUCCCCGUCAUCAAUCUGUCUCUGGUUUCCAUAGAGUACAGUCGGUGGCAACAGCUUAGCAUGCUCGCGCAGUCAAGAUCCGUCCCCAACACACACAUCUGCAUUUCUGGCUUCGAGAAAUCUGAAGAUAUCCGAGCAUUCGACCGUCUCAUGUCCAAGACAGGCUACAAACAUCUCUACAGCCCCUUGAAGCUUUGCUAUGAGAAAAGGAGAAUCAUCCGUUCAGCUAUGUCCAGUCUGCCUGACAUCAGUCCCUCUUUCACGAGAACUCUGUGCGGCGGCUUGGCCACUUUUGAAGAUCCGAAUGGAUCCCUGAGAACAUCGACCAUAGGCGGUCUGAUUGAGGUCAACGGUCAGACGUUUGCUUUAACAACAAGUCAUCAUCCAGAAGACGAGAUGAUCGUGGAGAACCAAAAGGAUACUCCAUGUCUGGCAGACCUCAUUACGGCGUUCGCGGAUGGGGAACCCGAAGACGGCGACUUCCUACAGCCUGGAACGCCCGAGUCUCUGACAAUGCGCCCUGAACAUCAGGAGGAAGGCGAAAAUCUCGAGUCCACCGCUAUUGGACCUGGUUCAAGCUGUGGGUCUUUGCUAAACCAGGACUCGGAUGAACCCUGGAAUGAUUGGAACCUCGUCUCCGUUGAGCCAGUAUGUCGCCUACCAAAUAUUGUCUUUGACUCCAAUAAAGAGGUGCAAAUCACGGCUUUUGGUAGCUUGGAUGCAGCAAGAUUUCUUGAUGAGAACCCUUGGCACGUAUCAAUCAUCUCAGGUAUGAGUGGCGUGGUGCACUGCGUGCUGUCCUCGAAUCCCUCAUACAUGCUUCCUGGUACGGGAAACUCGUUUGAGUCAUGGUCUAUCAGACUCAGUAAAGGUGAUCUCCGAGCAGGCGAUUCCGGCUCUUGGGUAAUCCGAGAGAGCGACUGCAGCCUUUUGGGCAUGGUGAUAGCACGCUCUGCUGGCUCAGCUUAUAUGAUUUCUUGGGGGGAUAUUCAAAGUAGCAUUGGAAAAAGAAGAGGUUUGGCGACAGAUGCGAUUGGAUUACCAAUAUUCCCAAGCAAUGGAGAAGUCUCCCACGCCCAUAAUCAUGAACAGUCAAUUCAAGACAUCACUACAGAUCUUCCGGAGCAACGUUACCACAGUCUUCAAAAAAUUUAUCUGAAAAAUCGCGGCAUCAGAAGGCUUUGGGAACGACGUAUCGACAAUCUUCUCUCCGGACAAGGCUCAGACAUAUCACCGUAUAUCGAGAUGGAUCUGAUCAACUCUAUGAGGACCCGAUCUGAAAAACACCCCGCCGCAAAGCUCCAAAUCAGGGAGUUCAAGCCGAAACUGCUUGUAAACAACGCGGAUAUCCGAUGUUCAUUCGGUCCUGUCGGUCAUUCUGUAGUUUCUUCCAUUAUGUACAUUUUUAGCGUUGCAGGAGCUCUCUGGCGUUCCCCUCGUCUUUUACUAUGUGCAAGCCUUUUGCUUCAUUUUGGUUCAGUCAUUGGUGGUACUGCUUUAUCUGGUCAAUAUCUCCCAGAUUUUUGGGUUAUAUUGUUCUGCAUUUCGGGCCUCUUUUCUUCAUUCUGUAUUUGUCGAUUGGGUUUUGCCCCUAUAAAUCCUUACCACAACCUUAGUAGGGACACUGUUACACGAUCUAAGCCCGGCUUCUCUCAAUUGGCCAUGCAACUAUUGAGCGUGCUUGUGGCUUUUGAUUAUUUAUUCAUGGGUCACAUGAUGGCCGUUUACAGCGUAUAUGAAGAUAUAGAGACUCGAUGGGGCCUGAGGUCAUGGUGGAAAAAUGGCCCAGAGGGAAUUAACGAAGUAGUGAAGUACAUAGCGGAGGACUACUUUGGAUUCAAACGCACAAGGGCCUAAUGUUUUCUUUGUUUCUUUGUUUCUUUGUAACACAUCUAUACA